Messenger RNA from Punica granatum (pomegranate), 1626 nucleotides. NCBI's taxonomy places the organism in Eukaryota, Viridiplantae, Streptophyta, Magnoliopsida, Myrtales, Lythraceae. The record is from RefSeq and is a predicted model, not a curated record.
ACAGCCCGAAAUCUAUCAUCAUAUCUUAUCCUGAGACUCCCAAACAAAACCCAGUCCAAUAGAAGAAGAAAAAAAACAUCCCAAUGUAAAGUUCCGUCCUUGCUCUCCUCACUGAACCACAUGUCCAUGGCGUCUCUGCUGGGCUCGUCCUCUGCUUCAAUCUUCGCCUCCCGAUCCCUCUCCUCCCCCUCCUCUAACCCCUCGCUUCCCCCAAUCUCCUCAACCUCAGUUCAGAGCACUGGGAAGAGAUUCUUCGGUGGAAUCGGGAUUCGAACCCGCAAAGCGCGGUCGAACAAGUUUCAUGUUGCGGUGACGAAUGUUGCGACGGAUAUCAAUUCUGUUGGACAGGCUCAGGAGGUUGCAGCUAAGGAGAGUCAGAGACCGGUUUAUCCAUUUGCCGCCAUAGUCGGGCAGGACGAGAUGAAGCUAUGCCUCCUGCUCAAUGUGAUUGACCCAAAGAUUGGUGGGGUCAUGAUCAUGGGGGACCGUGGCACAGGUAAAUCUACGACUGUCCGAUCGCUGGUCGAUCUGCUCCCAGAGAUACAGGUGGUUGCAGGGGAUCCCUACAACUCGGAUCCUGAGGAUCCAGAAUCCAUGGGAGUGGAUGUGAGGGAAAGGAUCAUGAAGGGGGAGAAAUUUCCUGUUGUUACUAGCAAAAUCACUAUGGUGGACUUGCCCCUCGGGGCCACUGAGGAUAGGGUUUGUGGUACAAUCGAUAUCGAGAAAGCCUUAACGGAAGGAGUCAAGGCUUUUGAACCAGGUCUUCUAGCAAAGGCCAAUAGGGGCAUACUGUACGUAGAUGAAGUCAACCUAUUAGAUGACCACCUGGUGGAUGUUUUGCUUGACUCUGCUGCAUCAGGAUGGAACACCGUGGAGAGAGAAGGGAUCUCGAUCUCCCAUCCGGCCCGAUUCAUCCUCAUUGGUUCUGGGAACCCUGAGGAAGGGGAACUUAGACCCCAGCUUCUUGACCGGUUUGGGAUGCACGCCCAGGUCGGGACAGUUCGAGAUGCUGAACUUAGGGUGAAAAUCGUGGAGGAGAGGGCGAGGUUCGACAAGAACCCAAAGGACUUCCGUGAGUCAUACAAGGCAGAGCAAGAGAAGCUCCAGAGCCAGAUUUCCUCUGCUCGGAGUGGUCUUUCCUCAGUUCAGAUGGACCAAGACCUGAAGGUGAAGAUCUCGAAGGUAUGUGCGGAGCUUAAUGUCGAUGGGUUGAGAGGAGAUAUCGUUACAAAUAGAGCAGCUAAGGCAUUGGCUGCACUGAAGGGUAGAGACAAAGUAACUGCCGAAGAUAUUGCCACCGUCAUUCCUAAUUGCCUAAGGCACCGUCUGAGGAAGGACCCGCUGGAGUCGAUUGAUUCGGGUCUGCUUGUUAUCGAGAAGUUUUAUGAGGUUUUCACCUAAGGAUGAAGGUACACGAUCUCCGUUUUUACGGUUUAUGUCUUCUCUUUGGAGUGUUUACUAUCAGCGUCGAAUUUCAUCAUAUGUUGUGUAGCCAUUUUUGGAUAAUUUGCUAAUGUAGAUGGAAGAUCUUAGCCCGUGGUAUAGAGGAUUCUUUGGAUAGAAUUGGAAGAGAAGAUUCUGCUGAGAAUUCAAGUGAAAAGUAUCAUGAUUUCUUCUGUUUCCAUA